AUGAGGGAAAUCGUGCAUAUCCAAGCCGGCCAGUGCGGUAACCAGAUUGGCGCCAAGUUCUGGGAGGUGAUCAGCGAUGAGCACGGGAUCGACCCCACAGGCACCUACCAUGGAGAUGGCGACCUGCAGUUGGACAGAAUCAGUGUGUACUACAACGAGGCAACAGGUGGUAAAUAUGUACCCAGGGCCGUCCUCGUGGACCUUGAGCCUGGCACCAUGGACUCUGUGAGGUCUGGACCCUUUGGACAGAUCUUCAGGCCAGACAACUUUGUGUUUGGCCAGAGCGGUGCUGGUAACAACUGGGCAAAGGGCCACUACACAGAGGGAGCAGAGCUGGUGGACUCUGUCCUGGAUGUAGUGAGGAAGGAGGCAGAAAACUGUGACUGCCUGCAGGGAUUCCAGCUCACCCACUCCCUGGGUGGAGGCACGGGGUCGGGUAUGGGCACCCUGCUCAUCAGCAAGAUCAGAGAGGAGUACCCUGACCGCAUCAUGAACACCUUCAGCGUGGUGCCCUCACCAAAGGUAUCAGACACAGUGGUGGAGCCAUACAACGCCACCCUGUCCGUUCACCAGCUUGUGGAGAACACAGACGAGACGUUCUGCAUUGACAACGAGGCCCUUUAUGACAUCUGCUUCCGCACGCUCAAACUGACUACGCCAACCUACGGUGACCUCAACCACCUGGUGUCAGCCACCAUGAGCGGCGUCACCACCUGCCUGCGCUUCCCUGGCCAGCUCAACGCUGACCUCCGCAAAUUGGCCGUCAACAUGGUGCCCUUCCCCCGUCUGCACUUCUUCAUGCCCGGCUUCGCCCCCCUCACCAGCAGGGGCAGCCAGCAGUACCGUGCCCUCACCGUGCCCGAGCUUACCCAACAGGUGUUUGACGCAAAAAACAUGAUGGCCGCCUGCGACCCUCGUCAUGGCCGCUACCUUACUGUGGCCGCAGUGUUCCGGGGCCAAAUGUCCAUGAAGGAGGUGGACGAGCAGAUGCUUAAUAUCCAGAACAAGAACAGCAGCUACUUCGUGGAAUGGAUCCCCAACAACGUGAAGACCGCUGUCUGCGACAUCCCACCCCGCGGCCUCAAGAUGUCUGUCACCUUCAUCGGCAACAGCACAGCCAUCCAGGAGCUGUUCAAGCGUAUCUCUGAGCAGUUCACCGCCAUGUUCCGCCGCAAGGCCUUCUUGCACUGGUAUACUGGAGAGGGCAUGGACGAGAUGGAGUUCACUGAGGCAGAGAGCAACAUGAACGACCUGGUGUCUGAGUACCAGCAGUACCAGGACGCCACCGCUGAGGAAGAGGGAGACUUCAGUGAGGAGGAGAGUGACAUGGAUGGACCGAGACAGCAGCCCAGGAGAAGAAGAGCCCAAGUGAUAGUGGACGACAGCGAAGAAGAGGAGGAGGGGAAGGAAGGGAAAGAGGCUCUAGGAGAGAAGGAAACUGGCAAAAGGACAAGAGGAAAGGAGGAUGUGUCAGUGGUGAACCAGGUCAGUCAAGCUGAGAGAGAUGGACCAAUGGUGUCUACAGAGGUCAAGUUUAACAUGGACAGUGACACAGACGUAGAGGGAGAGGAGGAGAUGGGGCUGUCUGCACCUGUAAACGCUGUUAAGCCACCAGCCGCAACAGAACCUCCUACUACAGACUCUGACCCAGGCCAGAUCCACAUGGACAGUGAUACCGAUGUGGAGGAAGGGGAUACUAUGGACGGUGACUCUAAGUUAAUGCUAACUGCUGCCGAUGUGGAGAGGAAACCAGUAGAUUCUGUCCCAGUGGUGCAGCCAACAGAGAUACACCUGGACAGUGAUACAGACGUGGAUGAUGAUGAUGUUGUUGUGUCGGACAGUGCUACCAAUGUUACCUCCUUCGUAUCCGAUCCGGUUGAGAAACCAGACGGUUCUGCCCCUGCAGUGCCGCCCGUAGAAUUCCACCUAGACACUGACACAGAUGUGGAAGAGGAGGACACAGACACACAUUCCAAAACAGUUCCAGAAUCAGAUUCUAGUGGGAUCAGAACAGGGAUUGCUGGUCACCAGGAGAUCCUUUUGGACAGUGAUACUGAUGAAGAAGACAACCCUUUUGCCCCUCCGGCCAGCAGCAGAACAGCGGAGCUCCUUAAUCCACCCACCAGUGUAGGACCUGCAGCUGCUGCUCCUCUGGAGAUCAGGUCUGACAGCGACACAGACUUAGAGGAAGACGCCACACAGACCAUGAACCUUCCUCCUCCUAAUGUCGCCACGGUAACGGAGGACGCGGUGUUAGCGUCGCGACAGGCUGUGCUUCCAUCACCCACAACAACGACAACCGGUGCUGUUACCAAGACAAUCGCUCUCAGGUCAUCUGCUGACACAGAUGCUGAGGAGGAGAGGUUGGAGCCCAAACCCCCCCGGUGUCGGCCCCCAGCAGGGAUGGUCCCGGAGUCGGACCUCAGUGAGCCCAGUGACUUCAGGAUGGACAGUGAUACGGAGGAGGAUGGACCAGAGGAGGCAGGCCAGGGACAGACUGGAGGUCGGCUCAGAGAGGGGGCAGCUGGCCCCGGGCUGCUCCCCCUGGGCGGUUCCCCUGGCCCUCAUCAGAAGUGCUCCACCCCUUUGGCAUCGUCAGUACAGGAGGAGAUGGAGACUCAGGCCUUCCUCAGUCCCUCUGACCCCUUCAGACACCCAGCUCUCCCUCCUGUGCUGAGGCCUACAGCAGCAUUGUUCUGCUCUGCAUCAGACAGCCAGGAGGACGAUGACUUUGUGGUGGCUGAGACCCAGUCAUUUGUGUUGGAGGCCCAUAACCAGGGCCAUCAGAGCAGCCUUCCAGUGGAACCCACCCUGGAUGCCACGCAGCCCUACAGUCUGGAGCCUUCCUUGGGGGAGGACCGGGAGGAGCAGCCCAGCCGAGGCUCCUUCCAUCUGGGUCUGUCAGACAGCAGCCACCUCCACCUCCAGGCCAGGGACCAGGCCUCAGAGAGCACCCAGGCAUUCAGCUUCCCAGAUGGGGAUUCUGACCUGGAGGCCACCCAGACCUAUGGAUCUGGAGGGGGGAGCGAGGAGCCUGGCCUGGGCCAGAGGUCUGCGGUGUUCGGGAGGAACAGGCAGGUGGACUUUGCCGUGGAGGCAACACAGGCUUAUGCUGCCCAGCCUCGCAGUGACACAGAGGAGGAAGAUGAAGAGGAGACGCAGCCCUUGGAGUUCCCCACCCCGUCUAAUGUUGCUACGACUGAAACCCUGCCCAAGUCUGCCUAUGAGGAAGAGGACAGUGAGGAGGACGAAGAUUUGGUUGGGGCCAAGCCCCUGACCCCAGUAAGGAGAGGGAGAUCUGGAGGAGCGAGGGAGGAAGAGGAGCAGGAGACCCAGACUGGUGAGGUGCUGACCAACCAAUACCUCUCCACAGCUCAAACUCUGGACAUGGUCCAGGAGAGUGAUGAUGAGGAAGAAGCCAAACCAGACUCGCCCAGAAGAAGACGGCCCCAAAAACAGACAGUAGACGAGGAAGAGACACAGACUGUUGGCUCCUACCUCUCCACUGCUGAAACCCAGCCCAUGUUUACUGCUGCUGCUGCUGAGGAUGAUGAUAAUGAGGAGGAAGAACUCAAACCUUCAUCACCCAGAAGGAGGGGAAGGUCCCGGAGAGGGAGAGUAGAAGAGGAGGAGACACAACCUAGUGAGUUCCUCACCAGCUCCCACAUCUCCACCGCUGAAACUCAGCCUAUGGGUACUUGUGACACUGAGGAAGAGAAGGGGGAGGACACCAAAGCUAAAGGACAGGCUCAGAGAGGGCGAGGGAAAGAGUCGGAGGCUGGGACAAGUGGUGUCAGCAGUAGAGGAAGAAGAGGAGCUAGAGGAGGAGAGGAGGAGAGCUCUGAGCCUCUGAAAACGCAGAUGAGAGGGAAGGGGAAGGCUGUGAACACCGCGGGAGGGAGGAGAGAGGUGUUGCCUGAGGAGGAAGAGAGUGAGAAAGAAGAAGAGGCGGAGGUGGUUGAGCAAGGGAGGAGAGGAAGAAAGAGUGUGAAACAACAGAAAGAGGGAGAAAAAGAAAGACUUGAGGAAGAGGGAAUAGAGAAGGAAAGACAAGAACAGGCUGAGAAGGAACGGUUGCAGAAGGAAAAAGUAGAAUCAGAAAGGGUUACGAAGGAACAACAGGACCGAGAGAGGAUGGAACAGGAACUUAAAGAACAAGAUGAGAGAUUAGAGAGGGAGAGUGUGGAAAGAGAAGAAACCGAAAGGAUGGAGAGAGAGGAAAGGGAACAGGAGGAAAGAGAGCGGCUUGAGAGGGAAAGGAAGGAACGAGAAGAGCAAGAAAGACUGGAGAAAGAGAGGGUAAAAAGAGAAGAGAAGGAGAGAUUAGAGGAAGAAAAAGAAAGAAUAGAGAGGGAGAGGAAAGAAAUAGAAGAGAGGAAAAGACUGGAGAGGGAGGAAAAAGAGAAGCAAGAACGAUUGGAGCGAGAAAGCAGGGAAAGGGAAGCGCUUGAGCGAUUGGAGAGAGAAAGGGUGGAGAAAGAGAGAAUAGAGGGAGAACAAGCAGAAAAGCAAAGAUUGGAGAAAGAGCGUAAAGAGAUAUUGGAGAAAGAAAAAAGGGAAAGAGAAGAGAAGAGAAAACAGGAGAGAGAACUAUUGAAGAAGAAAAAGGAAGAGAAGGAGCGAUUAGACAGGGAAACGAAGGAGAGAAACCUGAAAGAGAAAUUGGAGAGGGAGAAGAAGGAAAGAGAAAAGAGAGAUGCCGAGGAGAAAGAAAAGGAGAUAAAAGAACGACAAGCGAAGGAACAAGGAGAAAAACAAGCAAAGAAAGACGACGAAAAUGAGCCAAAAACAUCCACGAGAGGCCGCAGAGCAACCAUCAGGAGAACCGUCACGGUUCCACCCACAACAGAACCACAACCUGAACUUGAUAUUCUGUCCAGCCAACCAGAACCAGUUCCAGCUAGUAUAACUAGGUCUCGCUCCAACUCUUCCAACUCUGUCAGCUCUGAGAGAUCCAGCAUAGGCACCCUGGGGAGCAGAGGGAGAGGGGGGAGGAAGACCACCAGCACCACAGAGCCAGCCCCUGGUCCAGACAACCCCACCCGCAACAGCACCAGGAGAAGGACGUUGGUCGGGACGGUUGUGGCUCCCCCUGCUGCUGUGGAGGUCACAGUGCAGGACAUUCUCUCCAGCGAACAGUUUGUUGCCAGGAGAACCCGCUCUCGCUCCAGCUCCACCAACUCCCACAGCUCCACCAACUCAGUCUCCACCUGUAUCGUGGCUAGCGUGAGCUCUCAGAGCAAAGGGAGGGGAGGAGGCAGAAUGAGGAAGACUGGAACAGAGUCUGUCUCUCCCAGUAACAGGCAGAGUGAGCAGCCUCCAGCCCCCAAGCCCACAGCCAGAGGCAGGAGAAGCCAGAAAGUAGAGGAUGAUGGUCCACACCCUGAGAUUAAUGAGAAGGCUGAUUCUCAGGAGGCUGGUGGUACCACUAGAGGGCAGAAGAAAACAGCCAAAACCAAUGAGCCAGACCCUCUAGUAGCAGAUGAAGAAACCACUCCAGCCCAGGUAACAGAGGACUCCCCCGCUCCUAGAGGGAAUGGAAGAGGCCGGGGCCGAGGCGGACAGAGAGACAACACACCUGAAUCCACCACUACAACAGCAGAAGGGGACACUCCAAGUGAAGAGGGAGUGGAGUCUAAAACUGGUGGGAGAGGGAAAGGGAGGAAGAGGGGGCUGGAAGAGGAGCAGGAGAACAGUGGGUUCAAGGUUCCCCGGAGGAAAGCUAAGGUUCAGAGGGGAGGGAGAUGCAGGACAGCAGAGGAGGAAGGAGAGAAAGAGGAGAAUCCUGCAUCCACUCCAGCAAAGAGGGGCAGAGUCUCCACUGCACAUGUGAAAAAGAUAGCAGAGGAGAAGAGUAUGGAGGGACAGAGUGAGAAGAUGGAAGAGGCUGGUACUGUGCAGAGGAAAGUCCGAGGCAGGCAGUCGACGGUUCAGAUAAAGAAAGAAGAGGAAUCUGUUUUGGACUCUAAUUCUGUGGUGCCCCAGACCCCUACAGGUAAGGGCAGAGGUAAGCGUAGGGCCCCUGUGGAAUCAUCACCGCUAGCCAGGACCCCUCGCUCCCCCUCUGCCUCUCCCCUGUCCUCCUUCUCCUUCUCUGGGACACUGGGCUCAGUUAGGGCCGACACGCAGUCCUACAAGGUGUUGUUUACAGGAGUGGUGGAUGAGGAGGGGGGGAAGGUGGUGUCUCGUCUGGGGGGCAGCCUGGCAAAGGGCGUGGCUGACAUGACCCACCUGGUGACUGACAGGGUCCGACGCACCGUCAAGUUCCUGUGUGCUGUGGCCCGCGGCGUGCCCGUCGUCACCACCGAUUGGCUGGAUAAGUGUGGUAAGGUGGGUCGUUUCCUACCUACUGACAGGUACCUGGUGAAGGACAGAGAGCAGGAGAACAAGUUUAGCUUCUGUCUGGAGGAAUCACUGAGGACUGCCAGCACCCAACCUCUACUACAGGGUUAUGAGGUCCAUGUGACCAGGUCAGUGUUGCCAGAGCCAGCCCAGAUGAAGGACAUCAUCGUCUGUAGCAGAGCUCGCUUCCUCUCCACGAUGCCCUCCACUCAGAAGGCCCAGGCCCGGACCCUAGUGAUAUCGUGUGGGGAGGACUGGUCUCUCUGUGCUCCUGCUCUCUCUGCUUCUCUCCCCGUCCUCAGUGCUGAGUUCCUGCUAACUGGUAUAUUACAGCAGAGAGUGGACCUGGAAACCCAUGUCCUCUCAGCCCCCAAACCCAGGGCCCAGCCAGGAGCCAAAGGCCAGGCCAGGGGGAGGAAGAGAAUGUAACAGAAAGACCAAACUCACCUGGGUGUUAUUCAUUAGUGCAUACUGUAGCAAAACCAUAUGCAACAGAAAACAAACACUAGUGUUUCUUAUUGGACAAGUUCAGGUAAUCCCUCCCUGUUUUAGUCUGUUUUCUACCGUUAGGUGAAUAUGACCCUGUCUACAGGGCCAGGGAGAAGGCAUUACAGUUCCAGAGAAGACCACAGACAUAUGGCACCCGUGUGUGUGUGUGUGAUGGCAUAGCAUGCAGCACCCACCUCCACCUGUAUAGAGAACAGUAGCAGGUCCAGGCCACAGAGGAGUGGUAACUACAGUACUACUCCCCUGGAGGGGCUGGAGACCAUUAGACACCUGAGAGAGGGGAGAAUGAGGAUUUGGCUGUACAAGAGACAGUGGCAGCAUCCCAAAUGGGACCCUAUUGCUUACUUUUGACAAGAGCCCUGCACUAUGUAGGGAAUAGAGUGCUAUUUGGGACGCAGACGUAAAAGGCUGGUGAGAGGAGACAUCCACCUGUAGACCACAUAGUUGAGAAUGUAUUCACUCAGAUAAGAAGACAAACAAACCCAAGAGAUGGAAAUAUAUUCCUAUGUUUAUGAGGGUAGAGAGAGAAUAGAUGAUGAGAAAUGCUCUGAAUAGAUUUGUGUUCAUAAAAAAAUAUAUAAAUAUGAGUUAACAUAGAGAGAAGAGACGGAGUAAUAAGAUAAUUUACUGCCUAUCCCAGUCAUUUAUUUUGUCUCUUCCUCUUUUCCUGUCUUUCCUCUCUCUCCUGAUCCUUUAUCUAUACGGAUUAAUAGCCAUCCUCUCGCCUUUGUAUAAAGAUAACAAAUAUAUAUAUUAGUGCCUAUUUUACGAGGAUAAUGUUGAAUAUACCAGAUAUCUGUCUUCACUGGCUGUGAUUGCUGAAGGGACAUGUCUUCAAUCUUAGAGAAAGGACUGAACUGAUUGUUUUAAUGCUGCUCAUCCAUCUACAUCUUUGUAUGUCUAGGAGUUAAAUGUGUCUUUAUUUACUGACCAAUAAACCUUUUGUACUGAACCUCUGA
This is a messenger RNA of Salvelinus namaycush (lake trout), 7808 nucleotides long. RefSeq names its product tubulin beta chain-like. NCBI's taxonomy places the organism in Eukaryota, Metazoa, Chordata, Actinopteri, Salmoniformes, Salmonidae. The coding region runs from base 1 to 6771 and encodes 2256 amino acids. The record is from RefSeq and is a predicted model, not a curated record. Gene Ontology annotation, cellular component: microtubule; nucleus; cytoplasm. Gene Ontology annotation, biological process: positive regulation of transcription initiation by RNA polymerase II; microtubule cytoskeleton organization; mitotic cell cycle. The transcript is spliced from 11 exons. Gene Ontology annotation, molecular function: protein binding; structural constituent of cytoskeleton; GTP binding.